Messenger RNA from Thalassophryne amazonica, 999 nucleotides. RefSeq names its product zinc finger BED domain-containing protein 4-like. The coding region runs from base 1 to 999 and encodes 332 amino acids. The transcript is spliced from 3 exons. Lineage: Eukaryota; Metazoa; Chordata; Actinopteri; Batrachoidiformes; Batrachoididae. The record is from RefSeq and is a predicted model, not a curated record.
AUGAGCAUUGCCCUGAACCCUAAAUAUCAACCACCAUCCAGGGAUGACCUAUCCAACACCUUAAUACCUGCAUGGUAUUCUGUUGUGAAACAGAAUGUCAUCCAACAGCUUGCACACGUCAGCAAAACUGCAAUUACUUGCGAUGGAUGGACCAGCGUGGCACAGGACCACUAUCUGACAGUGACUGUUCACUACAUUUACAAGGGCAGCAUCCAGCAGAAAGUUCUGAGCACUGAAGCAGUUUAUGAGGCUCAGACAGGGCUAGUGGUGGCAGAGGAAAUCCACAAAAUUCUUGAGGAGUUCAAGUUGACUGGAAAAGUCCUUGCUGCCACAGUUGACAAUGCAAGCAACUUGGAUGUUGCACUGAAAAAUUUAAAAUUUUUAAAAGUUGGAUGCUUUGCCCACACACUCAACCUGGCAGCACAGAAGGUGUAUGGCAUCCAAGCUGUGACCAGGUGGUGUGCAAAGAUCCGUGCAGUGGUGGUGUGGUUGAAGCGCUCCACCAUGAGCAAAACUGUUUUGAGAGAGAAGCAACGACUCCUCAAUUUGCCAGAGCAUAAUGUUAUCCUUGAUGUGAGGACUCGCUGGAAUUCUCUGUACAUCAUGGUUGAGCGGUUUGUGGAGCAGUUCCCUGCAAUCCAGGCAGCUUGCCUCGAUCACAGGCUGAGGAAGCCAAUGGAGAGGGACAGACUAGAGCGGCUCACUGACAGUGAUUUUGAGAAGGCAGAGGAAUUCAUGAAAUGCAUGAAAGUCCUGUACACCUCAACCCUCUGCGUGUCAAGUGACAAGUCCCCCACAUGCAGCCAAAUCAUCCCAAUCCGCACAAAGCUGGAGGCACGAUAUUUACCCACAGAUGAUGACAGUAUGUUUGUGGCUGUUAUAAAAGAGAAGGUCUGGGGAGAUCUUGAAAAAAGAUACCAGGUACUAUCUAUUUGCAGCCAAUCUCUAUGUUCACAAAGAGAGAAGCCAAACUACACAAUUUUUACUACUGGACACUAA